AUGGUGCUAACACAUCUUAACACCAAAAACCUAGAGGGCCUUUGCUCCAAGGAGCAGCUUGAGCUCCUCAAUACGGUCGACUCGCUGCGCUCCCAAGGCAUAAGCCAUUACAUUUCCCUACCACAAAUCAUCGUCUGCGGUGAUCAAUCUUCUGGCAAAAGCUCCGUGCUGGAGGCUAUAUCCGGUGUCUCGUUCCCCGUCAGCAGCGGGCUCUGUACUCGUUUCCCAACAGAGCUCAUCCUCAGAACGGCGGCAGACAUUUCUGUCAAGGUCUCAAUUAUCCCCCACGAGCGACCUAGCCAAAGCGAUAAAGAUCCGCUGUCUGAUUACCACGAGAAGCUGGACUCCAUUCAAGAGCUUCCAGAACUCAUCGAAAAUGUCAAAGCAGUCAUGGGAGUCAAGACGCUCGGCAAAGCUUUCUCCAAUGAUCUUCUUCGCAUCGAGAUCAGUGGACCGGAUCGCCCUCAUCUUACCAUUGUUGAUCUCCCCGGGCUGAUCCAUUCUGAGACAAAGAAUCAAUCCGCCUCAGAUGUUUCUCUCAUCUCUAGCGUCGUCAAAAGCUACAUGGCCAAGCAACGAAGCGUCAUCUUGGCAGUCAUAUCGGCCAAAAAUGACUAUGCUAACCAGAUUGUGUUGAAGCUUGCCCGCGAUGCGGAUCCUGGAGGCACGCGCACACUCGGAGUCAUAACCAAGCCGGAUACUCUUGCCCCUGGUUCCAGCAGCGAGAAGACCUACAUCUCUCUCGCUCAAAAUAAGGACGUAGAGUUUCGUUUGGGAUGGCAUGUCUUGAGGAACAGAGACACGGAUGCAGACUCUUGGAGGCAGGCACAACGCGAUGCGAAUGAAAAGGCGUUUUUCUCGAAAGGCGCUUGGUCGUCUUUGCCGGCGACGAAUCUGGGCAUUGUUUCUCUUAGAAGCCGUCUGAGCAAGCUCCUGCUGCAUCAAAUUGCUUCUGAACUGCCAAGUUUAGUGGAUGAAAUCACCCAAGAGAUGAAUGAAACCAAGGCGCAACUCGAUAAACUUGGCCAGCCCCGUAUAAGUCCGCAGGAGCAGAGAAUUUACUUGGUCAAGAUCAGCCAGACUUUUCAAUCCCUCAUGCAAGCUGCCCUGGAUGGCACCUAUACCGAUCCGUUUUUCAGUGCCCCCAACGAUGAUGAUGAGUCGGCUUACUGCAGGCGCAUUCGUGCCGUUAUCCAGAAUCUAAGUCGGGACUUUGCAGACACAAUGGCAAGCGAUGGCCAAUACUACAAGAUCACCGACGCUCCAAAGAAGGACCAGGUGCCUGGGAAAGCAGUUGAAAUGACUCGAGAUGAUUUCGUGAAGAAAGUUGUCAACAUGAUGUCUUACAGACGUGGACGAGAGCUACCCAAUUCGUUUAGCCCAGCAAUUGUCACGGAUCUCUUCCGGGAGCAGUCAGCGCCUUGGAAGUCAAUUGUCCGGAGCCAUGUUCAGAAAGCCUGGAAAGAAACCAAAGUUUUUCUAAACGAGUUGGUUGUUCAUAUUUCCGAUCCCACCACUGUGACGACCAUCAUGGAGACAGUGAUAAACCCCAAGCUUGAUACCAUACUAGCCGAUCUCCAGGAGCGGACUGCAACAUUGCUGCAUCCUUAUGAAAACGACCAUCCAGUGACUUAUAAUUCUGAGUUCACGGAAACGCUCCAGAAAAUUCGUCUCGAGCGACACUCACCACAGCUGGACGAAAUUCUGCGCAAGCACUUUCCGAAUGCCAACCUUGACAACACUCAACAGCACUUGUCGACGUACGUGAAUUUUGUGAGCUUGAAGCGGGAACUGGUGCAACGUCUUGAGCCAGAUUUGGAUCGCUGGAGCGCCCUCGAAGCACUCGAUAGCGCAAACGCCUAUUACCAGAUAGCGUCUAGACGCUUCAUCGAUGAAGUGUCUAUCCAGGUGAUUGAAACAGGAUUGAUCAGCCAGAUCCGCAACAUCCUCAGCCCUCUAGUCGUCGCGCAAAUGGACGAAGACGACAUGGCAGCCAUCGUAGGCGAGAAGGAAUCCAUCCGCAACGCACGAAAGCGCUUUCAAGCCAAGAUCAAGCUUCUCGAUGAGGGCGCUCAGACGUGCAAGAAGUUUUCUGGAUAUCAAAUACUGGUAGCAGGCAGCGAUGAUGAUGACAACCAUAAAUUGGCUGGCUCUCCGCAAAACUCGAUUAGAACCGAUUGGGCGUCAACAGUGCCCAGUCUUUUGAGGGGAAAGCAGCGGAAGAGAAUGCCUCAACAACUGUAA
This is a messenger RNA of Trichoderma gamsii, 2244 nucleotides long. Its product is annotated as dynamin family protein. Gene Ontology annotation, cellular component: cytoplasm; microtubule; membrane. NCBI's taxonomy places the organism in Eukaryota, Fungi, Ascomycota, Sordariomycetes, Hypocreales, Hypocreaceae. Gene Ontology annotation, molecular function: GTP binding; microtubule binding; GTPase activity. The transcript has 3 exons. Bases 1 to 2244 code for a protein of 747 amino acids. The record is from RefSeq and is a predicted model, not a curated record.